CAACCCUGUCGCGCAGUAUCACAGCGAGGAGGCGAGUUCUGUGUUAGUGGACCUGUGAUGUGAUAGAGAGGGGUUUUUUCUAUCUGAAAAUAUUAGAAAUGCUCGGAGUUGAAUGUUAGCCGAAAACCUCUGGAAAUUUCCACAUUAUAGUGUCGGAAAAUGAGUUGUAGUUCAACUCAGAUUUAAAACAAUCUUGCUCGGGGAUCGACUCGAAUGACUGCUUUCUCUUAAAAGAGUCGUUUCCAACAUUUUUACCCUGAGGACAUGCAGCAACGCAGAGAAAUACGCCUUUAACUUGAAACAAUCUGUGUCAAAAAUACUAUAGUACGCAAACUAUUGACGCUUCUGUGAAAAGUGAGUCGAGAAAAGUUUUGUUUCUGUUGUUUUGUCCACUGUUGUUUUUUUACGCACGGGAUUUGGCUGAAGAUCACAUAAGCCUGAAGCUGAAAUAUUUUUUUUCUGCUGAAUCUUUUGUGUGGUGUCGAGCACGAUGAAAGACGAGUUCGCUGAAGAAGAGGACGUCCAAUCGUUUGGAUACAAGAGGUUUGGUUUUCAGGAGGGAACUCAGUGUACUAAGUGUAAAAGUGAAUGGGCGCUGAAGGCUGCUAUAGGGCUGCUCUAUGUUCUCUGCAUCCUCCUCACCAUUGCUGUAGCCAUACUGGGUUACAAAGUGGUGCAGAAAGUGGAUGGCGUUACUAAAGGAAUACACAAAUAUGAAGGCAAAAUCAAUGCCAUGGAGACAGAUGUAAGAAAAAUAGAUGAAUCUGGUAUGAAGUUGAAGAACACUUCCAGUGAGCUGCAGAUGUUUCGUUCUGGGUUAUCAGCACUGCGUCAAAAGCUAGCUGCAGCCUCUGAGUCCGUCAACAGCAACGCAGCUGUCCUGCAGCAGCUCCGAACCUCGUCACAGGAUAUGCUUUCACUGCAGGAAUAUUUGGACUCGCAGCUAAAUGCCCAUGCUAGCGUUCUGCGUUCUGCUAAUGCUACGCUCUAUUCUGUUGCUGCAAACACACCUGUGCUGCAGCAGGACACGGCACGGCUUCAGCACAGCGUGCAGACACACAUCAAUGCACAGCGCAUGUUACAGCUGUCCAUCAACCGUCUCAACUUCACUCAGAUUCAGCAGGACGCUGUCACAACUGCACUGCAGCGUACAGUAGAAGCAUCGGAUAUGAAUACGCAGAGCGUCUAUAGUGACGUGCUAAUGCUGCGGCGGGAGACACAGCUAGUGAGCAGCAUUGAGGACUGGAUUAGGGAAAAGAUCAUGAAUUUGGAAAGAGCUGAAUUUAAUGCCUCAACCCACGUUCUCACCACUACACAGGGACUGGGUGAGAUAAACACGCAGCUAGCUAACAUCUCCAGUCAAAUUCUAAACAUUAGUACAUUCGUCGAUGGUAAUGCUGCCAACCUGAGAGAGCUACAGGAACAGCAGCAGGAUUAUGGCAGUCGAACGAGUGAUCGCUUUGAUAGAAUGGAGGAAAGGCUGGAUGCAGCAGAAGGAAAUGUUAACUGGGUCACAGGGAAUGUAAGCUAUACUACGUGGAUGCUGGGUGGAGUAAACGGAGCACUUGGUGCUUUGCGGAGCUGCUCAGACACAGUGGGGCAACAUUCAGAUCUCCUUCUGAAUUUAAACAGGACUCUGGCUGAGACACAGGCAGAUGGGUCUGCACUAAAGUCCCAGCAGGAUGACCUAUCUGCUCGGCUAGACAAAGAAGUCAGCAGUCUUUCAAUUAUCAUGGAGGAAAUGAAGCUUGUGGACAGCAAACACUCCCAGCUCAUCACCAAUUUUACAGUACUGCAGGGCCCUCCUGGUCCAAGGGGUCGCCGUGGUGAAAAAGGCCUAACAGGUGCGAUUGGUCCUCCUGGUCAGAAGGGGGAGAGAGGUGAUAAAGGAGAAGCAGGUGUUACAGGCACUCAAGGAGAAAAAGGAAGUACUGGCACUUCUGGUUAUUCAGGUAUCCCAGGUAUGCAAGGGCCUCCGGGCAGUCCAGGACCAAAGGGCUUACGAGGGUCAGGUGGCCGUGCAGGACCCCAAGGCACAAAAGGAGAGCCUGGCACACCUGGACAACCAGGCAAAGAUGGGAUGUCAGGGCCACCAGGUUUGCAGGGACCACCGGGUAUUCAUGGAGUAGUUGGUCCUAUAGGGGACCCAGGAGACAUGGGUCCACCAGGGCCGACGGGACCUCCAGGACCACCAGGGUUGCCAGGGAGAGCAGCGCCUGUGCCAAAGAUACAUGUCCUACCAGAAGAUGCUUCAGCUCAAGUUGCUACAAGAUCUCUGCUAGGUGGAGUUGGGUGCCCUGCUGACUGGGUACGGUUCAAAACUAGCUGUUACUUCUUCUCAACUGAAAAGCUCACCUUUGACGACGCUCUUCAAAAGUGCAAUGGCAUGUCUUCAUCCAUGCUCAUCAUCAAUGAUAAUGAAGAACAGGGCUGGUUACAUCUUCACACAAUUGGUAGAGGAUUUUUCUGGUUGGGAUUGACAGAUCGACAAAAUGAGAAUGUCUGGCGUUGGGUCGAUGGCUCAGAGCCUACUUUCAAUAACUGGAGGCCUGGUCAGCCUGAUAAUUGGAGCCAUGGACAUGAUGAAGGAGAGGACUGCGCAGGCCUUGUUCAUGGGGGCAAGUGGAACGACUUCUACUGUGAUGAACAGCUCGGUUUCAUCUGCAAAAGUGCGGUAAACAGUUGAAAUCUAUAACAAUGGAAGAGUGAACAGAUAAAUAUGGUCAAAUGACCUCAUAACUUGUGUCGGAGAUGGAUGACUCUCUUUGACAAGUAGACCUGAUGCAGGUACGAAGAAUGAGGAAAGACCAUGUAGUAGAAGUUGUACGCUGCAGUGUUUGGUGCAAGGUCAGUUGUUCCAUGUCUGCUACACAGUGACAUUAUAUAACGUUCUCAUUCCUGGACACUCAGUUCAUAAGCAUCAAGGAUCCAUUAACAACAAGUCUAUGGAAUUUUCUUAUAUUAUAUGUAUAUAAUUUUUAAUAGUUUUAUUUUACAUAUUUUUCCUGCUUUUUUCAGAGAAUCCUAAUCUGCCAUUUCUUUAUAGAUGCUGCUUUCCCCCCCAACACAUACCUACACAUUUCUACCUAUAAAUAAAUACAGAAAUAAUAGAACAAAGGAUGUAAUAAAUGUGAAUUUCCUUCCUAUCAUAUUUGCUCAACUACAAUCCACCAGUUAUUACUGAAGUGAUAAAUAAGAAAGUCAUUAAAAACAAUUCUACACCAUAA
Messenger RNA from Hemibagrus wyckioides, 3227 nucleotides. RefSeq names its product collectin-12-like. The record is from RefSeq and is a predicted model, not a curated record. The coding region runs from base 491 to 2686 and encodes 731 amino acids. The transcript is spliced from 9 exons. Lineage: Eukaryota; Metazoa; Chordata; Actinopteri; Siluriformes; Bagridae.